Molecule: messenger RNA, 789 nt
Organism: Triticum turgidum subsp. durum (durum wheat)
Lineage: Eukaryota; Viridiplantae; Streptophyta; Magnoliopsida; Poales; Poaceae
Source: the annotation of a GenBank genome assembly
AUGGGCGGCGGCAACUGCAACCCCAAGGACUUCGGCGCCGCCGCCUACUGGGACGCCCGCUACUCCUCUCCCUCCACUGGCGGCAAGGGCGGCGGCGGCGGCGGCGGGUUCUUCGACUGGUACCAGUCGUACUCGGCGCUCCGCCCACUCCUCCGCGCCUGCGUGCCCGCCUCCUCCCAGGUCCUCAUGCUCGGCUGCGGCAACUCCCUUCUGUCGGAGGACAUGGUAAAGGAUGGUUACCAGAACAUAGUAAACAUAGACAUCUCAUCCGUUGUAAUCGAGCAGAUGAAAGAGAAGCACAUGGAUUUCCCACAGCUUACAUAUAUGCAGUUGGAUGUCAGAGAUAUGAGCUUCUUUGGAGAUGGAUCAUUUGAUUGUAUCAUCGACAAAGGAACUUUGGAUGCUAUGAUGUGUGGCGAUGAUGCCCCUCAUGGUGCUUACAAAAUGCUAGCAGAAGUGGCAAGGCUUAUGAGGCCUGGUGGGAUUUACAUGUUGAUAACAUAUGGUGCCCCUAAGGAACGCCUGACACUUCUGAAUCAAGUCCGAUGCCGUUGGGAAGUUGAGCUUUACAUUAUGCCAGCCACACCUGAAUACCAGCUGAAAUGGAGCAACGGUGCUGCACACGCCAUGAUGGAGAAAGUUGCACUGACAGUGGAUGGCCAACUGCCACCUGACUACGUUCUCAAGGAUCCAGAGUCACAUUUCAUUUAUGUUUGUUACAAGUCAGAUAUAGUGACUGAAGAUAAUUCCAUGGUUGCUGGUCAAGAUGAUGCCAUGACUUCAUUUUAA